AUGGAAUUGAGUGUUGCCGAGGCAAAGACGUUGAAUGUGGAUCCGAUUGUCGUCCAACGAUGGAGCUGCCUCACAGGGUCAAAUACUGAACACCAGGGUAGAACUGCCGUUCCUUGGCUUUCCGCCGGCGGGUACGCCGCCGCAUGGUCGUGGAAGAAACGUCAACAUCAAGCGCUUUGGUAUUGGAAUCAUGAGGUAACGUCGCAUUCCUUGCUAUUCAAUCAUGCCACCUUUGCGGCGUUAGACUCUUAUCCACCAGGUGAAACGCAACAAGCAAUCGAGCUUCUCGCAUUUGUUCAAGGCCAUAAUCAGCAUGAACAGCAGACAUAUAACUCCGGUCUCGACUCAGCGUCCAUCUAUCAUGUUGCGAUACGAACUGAUAGGUCACCUGUCGCAGUGCUGAGCUAUGAAUUAUUCACCAAGUCGUCAACGUGCCAUUUCUCGCGAACAUCGGGAGCGAAGGAAAUUUUCAUGGGUAAACCAUUCAACCGACGUCCAAUUCAAGCAGAUUAUGACCGGACCGCCUCCCCCCUCGCUCAAUCUUCUUCACCUCCAACUGAGGCUGAGCCUGCUUACUGA
Messenger RNA from Laccaria bicolor S238N-H82, 579 nucleotides. RefSeq lists its product as uncharacterized. NCBI's taxonomy places the organism in Eukaryota, Fungi, Basidiomycota, Agaricomycetes, Agaricales, Hydnangiaceae. The transcript has 7 exons. The coding region runs from base 1 to 579 and encodes 192 amino acids. The record is from RefSeq and is a predicted model, not a curated record.